AGUGGUUUCUCCCAGCUCCUUCCUGCUGGUCUCGCAACUCUGGGCUUAAAAAUCCUGCCUGGUGGCCUCGUCCCGCCCCUCCUCUUCCUCUUCCUCCCUCCGGUUCCUUUUCCUCCUUCCGGUUCUUGGUCCAGGCCGCCGGUCUCGAGCUCCCCUGGCCUUGUCCUGGUUGGCUGGCGCGCGACAGGAUCCGGUAAGCUGAACAGCGUCUCCUCGCGGCCAGUGCGUGCGUACGUGCGUGAUGACGUUACUGCGUGGCUUCGGGAAUACGUGGCUUCCUAGCGAUUUGGCGGUGUAUAGGCACGGCUGAGUACGUGCCUCCUGCGUACGUGCGUGAUGUACGUACGUGCGUGACUACGCGCCCACGUACGUUCUUCAUGAAAGGGACGACGGGAGCUGCAUGAAAGCGGAAGAGUUAUGGACUGCUAGCACCUGUCAAUGGCCACUGGUUUCCCGGAGUUAGCGGAAGCUACCUUUCAGCCCUGACACGAGCCGGGCGCUCUCUCUUCUCACCGCGGCCCACGUCUCCUCGCUGGCUCCGGUGGCCUCGCUGGGUCGCGAGGAGGCGGAGGACUGUUCUUCCCUGAGGCCAAAAGCCAGAGUCGGCCCUGAACGCCCACGACUCUCAGGGUCCGGAGGCCGUGAGACCAGCGGCGGCUGAAAGGUAAAGAAGCUAAGUGGAAGAGUGUUUCCUCCUCUGGUCGCAAAGCAGGUACUCUCUGCAGCACCAGCUGUCCCUGCCCUACUACUGACCGCCCCAAAGACUCCAUGGGCUGAGUCAGCCAAAUCCCAGCCCCUUCCCUUGGGCCUGCCGUGGUGCUGGACAUCAGUGACAGACGGAAGCAGCAGACCAUCGAGGCCACAGGUGGCCCGGGGCGCUUGGGAAGAUGAAGUUUGGCUGCCUCUCCUUCCGGCAGCCUUAUGCUGGCUUUGUCUUAAAUGGAGUCAAGACUGUGGAGACGCGCUGGCGUCCCCUGCUGAGCAGCCAGAGGAACUGUACCAUCGCCAUCCACAUUGCUCACAGGGACUGGGAAGGCGAUGCCUGGCGGGAGCUGCUGGUGGAGAGGUUCGGGAUGACUCCUGCUCAGAUUCAGGCCUUGCUCAGGGAAGGGGAAAAGUUUGGUCGAGGAGUGAUAGCGGGACUCGUUGACAUUGGGGAAACUUUGCAAUGCCCCGAAGACUUAACUCCUGAUGAGGUUGUGGAACUAGAAAAUCAAGCUGUACUGACCAACCUGAAGCAGAAGUACCUGACUGUGAUUUCAAACCCCAGGUGGUUACUGGAGCCCAUACCUAGGAAAGGAGGCAAGGAUGUAUUCCAGGUAGACAUCCCAGAGCACCUGAUCCCUUUGGGGCAUGAAGUGUGACAAGUGUGGGCUCCUGAAAGGAAUGUUCCAGAGAAACCAGCUAAAUCAUGACACCUUCAAUUCGCCAGCAUGAUGCAGACCUGUAUACAUUAGGUUAAAUCUGAAUUUCCACUGCUUUGUAGAGUCCCACCCACUAAGCACUGUGCAUGUAAACAGGUUUCUUUGCUCAGAUGAAGGAAGUAGGGGGUGGGGCUUUCCUUGUGUGAUGCCUCUUUAGGCACACAGGCAAUGUCUCAAGUACUUUGACCUUAGGGUAGAAGGAAAAGCUGCCAGUAAAUGUCUCAGCAUUGCUGCUAAUUUUGGCUCUGCUAGUUUCUGGAUUGUACAAAUAAAUGUGUUGUAGAUGA
Nomascus leucogenys (northern white-cheeked gibbon) is the source of this 1711-nucleotide messenger RNA. It is a transcript of the gene EOLA2, whose product is annotated as endothelium and lymphocyte associated ASCH domain 2. Lineage: Eukaryota; Metazoa; Chordata; Mammalia; Primates; Hylobatidae. The record is from RefSeq and is a predicted model, not a curated record.